Molecule: messenger RNA, 4185 nt
Organism: Setaria italica (foxtail millet)
Lineage: Eukaryota; Viridiplantae; Streptophyta; Magnoliopsida; Poales; Poaceae
Product: disease resistance protein RPP13
Exons: 1
Coding region: 155-3835 (1226 amino acids)
Biological process (GO): defense response to other organism
Source: RefSeq, a predicted model, not a curated record
GCCAAGGAAGGAAGACAUUUUGGCUCCAGGCAAAAUUGCAUCAGAUCAGAAUGCGUGGCCACACUGACCAUGGGCUCUCUCUCUCGUAGGCAGAGAAGCAUGCUAAUGUAACUAGCUAUCUGAGGGAGAGAGGGAGCUCUAUCGAUCCAUCAAUAUGGCGGAGCUUGCAACGGGCGCUGUGAACACGCUGCUGGGCGUGAUCCGCAACGAGGCGCGGAGGCUUGGCCGCGUCCAGGGUGACGUGCUGUUCAUCCAGGAGGAGAUGGAGAGCAUGAGGAGCUUCCUGGUGCACCUGGCCAGAACACGCCGGGAGGAGCACGACGAGCAGGUCCGCACCUGGAUGAACCAGGUCCGGAUCCUCGCCAACGACUGCAACAACUGCCUUGACAUCUACCUGUACCGGCGGAAUCCCGACUUCCACCGCCCGAGGAGGGGCCUCAAGCGCUACCUCUGGUGGGGGUGGGCUUUCUGGUGGCUGCGCGAGAUGGUCGCACGGCACCGUGCAGCCAGCCAGCUGCGUGAGCUCAAGGACCGGGCGCGGGACGUUGGGGAGCGGCGGUUGAGGUAUGGCGUGAAGGUCUCCGAUGGGACACCGAGGCGUUCGUCAUCUCCUGGAGCUGUGGCUGAUGCAGGGGCUGCUGCUGGUCUCGCAGAAGCACCACCACACCGUCACAUGGAAGCGGUAACAGAAGACGAUGAAGAAGAAGAAAAGCAUGAAGGAUUAGAAGACGGUGACCACGAACUGGUACCCACCACGGAUGUCGGAAGCUCUGCGAGUACCAAGGUGAAAAACUACUUCAAGAAUAGGCUACUCGACUGGAUAGAAAGCCUCAAGACCAGCGAGACACCAUCAAAACCAACAUUGCCAAUACCAUCCAUCACCUUUGCUCUACCCAACGCAGCGGAGGUUCCUGAGGAUAUGAUUGCGCGCGAGGCUCUGGUUGAGGCACAGCGCCAUUUCAGGAGUGUCUUGGUUGACAUCCCGGACAUGCAUCUGGAGGAUUACUAUCAUGUACCACUACGGCCCAAGGAGAUCCUCUUUUACAUCCUGCGGGCGCUCCGAGACCAGGAACCCCAGGACCAGACACCAGCUUUGCCAAGAAACUGGGAUAUUUACUUGGACAAAAAGGAUUUGCUUCGUGAAAUCAAGGAGGGCAUGCUGGAGUUUGUCGACGAGGAGAUGGUAGCGAUCUACAAAAGGAUUGGCAACCAGAUGCCGCACGACAAGGAAAUAAUGAAGGAUAAAAAGAAAUUGGAAAAAGAUAUUGAGAAUGGGAAGCUGGGCCUAGAUGACCUCCUCUGGCUGCUGAUCACCUUAACUGUGGCUGUGGCCGAACAAGAAGACCAAGCAUGGAAGAAGACAGCCAUACGGACGUUAUCACGAAGGUACGACAGCAUCAUCAGGACAGCAGCCACGAAGCUUAAAGAGGUUCUAAGCAAUAGGCUGAAGAAUAUGAAACAGGCAUCAUCAGAACAGCAGCCACGACAGCAUCAUCAGGAAAGCACAGGCUCUAAGCAACAGGUUGAGUUGGACCCUGAAGAAUAUGAACGCAUCCUGGAGGAAGUAUUCCCGAGGACCGCGACAAGUCCUGGUACCGGUAGCAGUUCAUCGGUAGAGGCUGAAAUCAAAGAAAUGAUCUACACAGUUAAAGAUAUGAUACGGGAGCUACAGGAAUACAACAAAUCUGCUCAGAACAACCAAGAGACAGGUGGACAAACUCAAAUUCAGAAACCCGCUUUUCAAGAAGCCGCGAGGAAGAAGAUAGGGGAAAUCAAGUUGAAGAUAAGAGAGCAGCUAAAGAUCAAAAAGAUUAUGGACGAGAUUCAAAGUAAUUUGCAAGCUGAUAGGAUACUGAUAAUCCUCAAAACCGAUCAGAAGUAUGGAUGGGAGGCGACCAGAAAAACUUUGAGCCUGCUGGGUUCAUCGGGGUGCUUCGCUGGUGCUGCAAUACUCAUGACCACAACCAGAAGAAGUACUCGACAGGCCGAAGAACAUCUCCAAUAUCCACAGCCAGAGCUUAUAGAAUUAUCUGUUGUUGGAUGCUACCUUGAUAUUGUGCGCCAGCAUAUGAGCAAGCACAUGCAUCAAGACAACCUUGAGAUUGUUCGAAACAUAUUGGAAGAUUGUGAACCGCAUGAAUUCUGCAUGAAUAUCUUCGCUCAGGCAAUAAAAGCUAAUCCAAAGAAGAGCACUGAAGAGCUGCAUAAGUUGCACAGCAUCCUACAGAAUAUGCCAAAACGACUGCCCAGCAGUAUUGCCAGGAAGGUGCUCAAGUUCUCCUACAGCGAUCUGCCUAAACAAUACAAGUCCUGCUUGUUGUACCUCGCUAUCUUCCCUCCGGCUUCAGAAUACACGAUCAAGCGGACGACCUUGGUAGGGAGAUGGGUUGCAGAAGGGCUGAUAACCACGGAAGAUUGGAGCUGGUUCAGUUCAGUGACUGAAGCCGAGAACUGCUUUGAUGUGCUUGUCAACCGGCAGUUUGUUCAUCCUGUGGAAAUUGGUGCUACUGGAAGGGUCAAGAGCUGCACGGUGUAUCCUUUCGUGCAUAGAUUCAUUACCAAGAUUGCCAAGAAGCAGCACAUUGUGGAGGCACGCCUAUCACUUCACUUGGCCCGCCACUUCUCCAUUUUCAACGACGUCCGUCUCCGCGGGUCUGAUAAAAUCGAGACAUUCUUGAAGAAAAACAUGCAUGACUUGCCACAAUUCUCCAAGCUCAAGGUGCUUGAUCUAGAAGGUUGCCAUUGCUUCGCUAACAAGGGCUACCUCAAGGACAUAUGCAGUAAGAUACUAAUGCUCAAGUAUCUAAGCUUAAGGGAUACGGAUGUUAACCAACUACCCCGUGAAAUCAACAACCUUCAUGAGCUGGAGGUGUUGGACAUCCGGCAGACCAAGAUUCAUGCGUCUGCAACAAGACAUGUCCUGCUUCUAAAGCUGAAACGUCUGUUGGCUGGCCACAUUAUCCGUACUGGCCCCGGCACAGCCAAGGAUGUCUUCGUCGAGAUUCCUGGGCUGGUUGAAAAAAUGAUAGAUAUGGAGGUGCUGUCCAAUGUCAAGCCACGGAUACGUCGGGAUUUGAGAGACAUUGGAAGUCUAUAUCAGCUAAGGAAACUCGGUGUGGCUAUAAACAAAGAUAGUCUCCUCCAGAGUUUGCUUGACGCGAUUAGUGAUCUACAUGAUUGCCUCCGGUCUCUGUCAAUUACUCUACCAAUACAAAACAGGGCUCCUUCUGGCACAGAACUAAAGCUGAAAAGUCAUCCCAAAUCUCUUGAGAGCCUGAAUAUCAGAGGAAGUACACAAAAGGAGCAGCUUCUUCCAUUGUUGGUCAGAGAGGAUAGUAAACUUACCAAGGUAACUCUAAGCCGCACCUUGCUCAGCCCGGACGAUCUGAAGGUCCUUGCCAACCUUCAAAACUUAGUGUGUGUAAGGCUUCAGCAUGCCGCAUACACCCAUAGUGAACUCACCUUUGAACACGAGUUCGUAAAGCUCAAGGUUCUUAUUGUCGACCACUCUGGAAUCACCAAGAUCAACUUUAAUGGCAAGUGUCCUGAGCUUGAGAAGAUCAUCUGGUCACUCAAUGAAAACUUGUGUGUUCGUCACCCCCUAUCCGGCAUUGAGAAGCUUCGAGGAUUGAAGGAGCUUGAGUUAAUUAGUGAUAUUGCCCCUGAGGUGGAUGAAGAAUUCCAAAAGUAUAUGAAUGAAAAGAAAAUUAUCUAUAAACACAAGAAACGGGAAAAUCAAGACCAAGCACAAGGAAAUAAUGCAAGAGAAGAGAAACAUGGUGUUGCAAUGUGCCCAUCUAUUUGGAAGGUAAAAGGUUGGUGCAGAAGGAACUGAGUCACUGACAGCCUCCCUCCCAUUUUCAUCCAUCCAGUCAUCAUCAAGACUCCCCCAAGUUAGUGCUUGCCUGCACUAGAGUGGUUUGCCAUUGUGUGUUUCUGCAUGCUGCCUAUGUGUAUAUCCUGUAUAUUCUGCAUGUGUGAUGUCGAAUGAGUGGGCCAUGUGUGUGAUCUGGUUACUCAUUCGACAUGUGUGAUUGUGUGGUUGAGAUAAUGCUCAUGGAUCUGGAGUAGUGUGGCUUUCCUCUGAAAUCUCACCAUCAUGUUGCAUGUACGGUUUCGUGUAAUAAAUGUGAUGCUUUGCGCACAUUUGAUUGUUAAUAUAUUAUUGUGUGGUACAUUGUUCUA